Messenger RNA from Ophidiomyces ophidiicola, 2439 nucleotides. RefSeq lists its product as uncharacterized. The coding region runs from base 1 to 2439 and encodes 812 amino acids. The transcript has a single exon. Lineage: Eukaryota; Fungi; Ascomycota; Eurotiomycetes; Onygenales; Onygenaceae. The record is from RefSeq and is a predicted model, not a curated record.
AUGAACCAGAACAGCCCUCAUGCAACCCCCACCAACCCGCCUGUGGGCACCAAAACACCCACCCGCAUACCCAUUCAUCACGUCAAGCGGGAUGGUGGGAUCCCGCUCUCUACCUUAAUGGAUGUCGUCUACCCGGACGGGAUGGCCAUGGGGGAUGGGUACAGCAGAUGCUUUGCCUAUCUGUACCGACUGGCCCUUGAGCUGGGCGCCAUUGAGAGCGCCCCGGCGCCCCAGGGUACCCAGCCCGGAAUUAGAAAGCUCGGCAAUAACCGCCGCGAGAUGCUGCAGGGUAUGAUCACUGCGAAGCAAGAGCGCUCGUUCUGGAUUCUCUGGAAAUGGUGGCGUGCAUGCUCGUAUACCUGCGUUGCCAUCGAUGAAGACGAGCUGUUCGGCGGCCCCGUCGACGAUGACACCGAUAGCGACCCAGAGGCACACUUCUACCCCCAGGUCAACAAAGUGCGCCAAAAGAUUCACGAAGCCGAGGGCGUCAAGUACGAGCUGCGCUUCGACAGCGUCUAUAAUACAGCCCUGGCCUUCUUGUUCAAUGCUGAGUUCGACAACUUUGAGAUAUACCGAAGCGGCGAAGAUCUUGUCGCCCAACGAGAGUACGCCGCCCAAGGCGCCGCAUGUCUGAAUGUAGCCCUAGAAUCUUUGACCGAGGGAAACCCUGCAAUCCCAAGGUUCGGAGACGACCCUCUCGAUCACCGGUCGGAGCUGCGUCCGAAGUCCCAGAUUCCCAGGAGAUGCCUUGGUCAGGAUGAUCUUUCGGGACUGGAUCGUCGCUGUACCACUGGUUCCAGCAUCGAAUCUUGCCCCUGGCUGACUGAAAUUGUCGGGUUUCCCUUCUACCUCUGGGACACGAAGCAGAGGAAGACUGUGGAGGCGGCGCAUUUGCUAGACACAUACGAUUAUGAUAUACCAUAUACCGCCAUCAGCCAUACCUGGGGCCGAUGGCGGGAAAGGAGCAAGCCAGGCGUGAACAUGAAACCCAACGUACCCUGGCUCGUUCCGCAGAACACGCUGUUCGAUGUCAACACCUUGCCCGAUAUUCUGGCCCAAGUGCCGACUGAUACGCCAUACAUCUGGUUCGAUCUGGUGUGCAUUCCCCAGGAAGACUGUGGCGAGAUUCUCGACCCGCAGCUCAGAAAGACCCUGGUAACUGAGAUUGCCAGCCAGGCCGCUAUAUUCAAGGGUGCUAAACAUGCUAUCGCGUGGUGGAAUACUGAAAUAUCGCCCGACACUUGGGAUGGCAUGCGCAGCGCGAUCCGCUGGAUGUCUUCGGUCUACCUCAAUCUGGAGUUCGGUAAUGAGCGGCCAGUCAAAGUACCGCGCGGCGACGGCGUGGAUGCACCAGCGACUGGUAUGUUCUCUUCGAAAGAGAAGAAGACGAUGCCCUGGUUCAGCUCCUUAUGGACGCUACAGGAGGUCUGCCUGCGGCCUGACAUCUGGCUCUGCACCAAGAACUGGGACCUUCUGACGGUGGGCGAGGGAACACUGGUCGCUUUCAACACUGUCGUCGCCCUCACCAAAAGGGUUAUUGAUAUCGUCGUCGAUGGGGCGGGUGACGCAACUGUGCCGGCGCAAUAUCUACCCGCAAAAUGGGAAGGCCACUAUCACCACGGAUUCCUGGAGCUGGUCGAGCUUCUGAACCGAACAGGCAUGGACGAUCUGCACCGGCUCAAGCGGGAGCAUAUUCUGUUCCUCGCGACCAGUCGGCACUGUAGCCACAGCCGGGCGCAGGCUAUCAUGUCGGUGCUGGGUAUGAAGGCGUGGUAUGACCCCGACGCACGCGAACAACGGCAACCAGGCAAGCCGGGAUUCGUAUUUGACCAGUAUCCGCUGUGCUUUGUUGAAGAAGUGGCCACCAAUCUGCAGUCCGCGUUCUUCACGGCGGUGCUGACCGACCCGCCGGUCACGCAACACGACCAGGCGCGAGGAACCAUGCUGCCGUUUCGGGCCAACAUGGACGAGCAGAAGAUUCUCGCCGUGCCACACUUGGAGGCGACCGAUCACCCGUCAGUCGCAACGUGGAGGAUCCGUGGCGAUGGGACGGUGCUCCUGGAGGAUGUCGAGAUCCUCUUCUCGUCGGAGUCCAGCGACGCCGGGUUCCCAUACCUGAAGUGUUUCUUCCAGCUGAGCGUAGACGUGCCACGGCCGAUUGUGAAAAGAGAACGCCUGCAGCCGCAGGGGGAGAUGCACCACGGCAGUCUGAAGCGAUGGAUCAAGGAGAUUAUCCCCGAGAUAUAUGGGGCGGGUCUGUACUAUGCGGUUCAUCUGCGGAUCAGGAAGGGCGGAUGGGACGGGCUGCUGUUGAAGAGUACCGGUCAGAGCCCGCCGCGGAUGUUCAAGAUCGGGAACGUGCAUGCCCUGACGCUGCUGGAGGGCAAGGAGUAUCUGCCGCGAUGUCCGGUGCAGGCUGUGAACUGGAUCGUGCUGUGA